Messenger RNA from Prunus armeniaca (apricot), 1701 nucleotides. Lineage: Eukaryota; Viridiplantae; Streptophyta; Magnoliopsida; Rosales; Rosaceae. The record is from the annotation of a GenBank genome assembly.
AUGGCGACUGAAGUGUUAGCCGUAUCCGAGCCCACCAGAAAGCAACCCCGACCGGGUCGGGGAGGGUUCGAAGCCCAUGGACUAUCCGAAGAAGAGGCCCGGGUCCGAGCAAUUGCCGAAAUUGUGAGCGCCAUGGUCGACCUCUCCCGGAAAGGCCAAAACGUCGACCUAAACGCGCUGAAGACUACGGCCUGCCGGAAGUACGGCCUCUCACGUGCGCCGAAGCUGGUCGAAAUGAUCGCGGCUCUGCCCGAGUCGGACCGGGAGGCUCUUCUCCCGAAGCUCCGUGCCAAGCCGGUUCGAACCGCCUCGGGCAUCGCCGUCGUGGCCGUGAUGUCGAAACCUCACCGCUGCCCCCACAUCGCCACCACCGGGAAUAUAUGCGUGUAUUGCCCAGGUGGGCCAGACUCGGACUUCGAGUACAGCACUCAGUCUUACACUGGCUACGAGCCCACUAGCAUGCGCGCAAUUCGGGCCAGAUACAAUCCAUAUGUCCAGGCUAGGGGCAGGAUAGAUCAACUAAAGCGACUGGGCCACAGUGUAGACAAGGUUGAGUUCAUCCUAAUGGGCGGUACGUUCAUGUCGUUACCAGCAGAUUACCGUGAUUACUUUAUUAGAAAUCUGCAUGACGCGUUAUCAGGACACACUUCUGCCAAUGUUGAAGAGGCAGUUGCCUACUCUGAGCAUGGUGCUACUAAAUGUAUUGGAAUGACCAUUGAAACGAGGCCAGAUUAUUGCCUUGGACCUCACUUGAGACAAAUGCUUUCUUAUGGUUGUACAAGACUGGAGAUUGGAGUUCAAAGUACAUAUGAGGAUGUGGCUCGUGACACCAAUAGAGGUCAUACAGUAGCUGCAGUGGCUGAUUGUUUUUGCCUGGCAAAGGAUGCUGGUUUCAAGGUCGUCGCCCAUAUGAUGCCUGAUCUUCCAAAUGUAGGGGUUGAGAGAGACAUGGAGAGUUUUCGGGAGUUUUUUGAGAGCCCUUUGUUCAGAGCAGAUGGGCUUAAAAUUUAUCCAACACUUGUGAUCCGUGGAACUGGACUUUAUGAGCUUUGGAAAACUGGCAGGUAUAGAAAUUACCCACCUGAGCAACUUGUGGACAUUGUAGCAAGGAUCCUAGCCAUGGUUCCUCCUUGGACACGCGUGUAUAGAGUUCAGCGAGACAUUCCAAUGCCUCUAGUUACUUCCGGGGUUGAGAAAGGAAAUCUUCGGGAGUUGGCUUUAGCUCGGAUGGAAGACUUGGGCUUGAAGUGCCGUGAUGUUCGAACACGAGAGGCUGGAAUUCAGGACAUACAUCACAAAAUUAAGCCAGACCAAGUGGAGCUUGUUCGUCGUGAUUAUAUGGCAAAUGAAGGAUGGGAAACAUUUCUUUCAUAUGAAGAUACUCGCCAGGAUAUUCUGGUUGGGUUGCUGCGACUGAGAAAGUGUGGCCGGAAUACGUCUUGUCCCGAACUCAUGGGGAAGUGCUCUAUUGUUCGUGAACUACAUGUUUAUGGAAUUGCUGUCCCAGUUCAUGGGCGGGAUGCUGACAAGCUGCAACAUCAGGGCUAUGGGACACUUUUGAUGGAGGAGGCCGAGCGGAUCGCGAGCAGGGAGCAUAGAUCCACAAAGAUCGCUGUUAUUUCAGGCGUAGGAACUCGUCAUUACUAUAGGAAAUUAGGCUAUGAGCUUGAAGGGCCUUAUAUGGUGAAACACCUUGUAUGA